Messenger RNA from Aspergillus aculeatus ATCC 16872, 819 nucleotides. RefSeq lists its product as uncharacterized. The coding region runs from base 1 to 684 and encodes 227 amino acids. The transcript is spliced from 2 exons. The record is from RefSeq and is a predicted model, not a curated record. Lineage: Eukaryota; Fungi; Ascomycota; Eurotiomycetes; Eurotiales; Aspergillaceae.
AUGAAAUCUACCGUCUACUCGCUGGCGGCUCUGCUGCCCUUGAUCCUCCCGACCCAAGCCGACGACCUCUGGGCGCAGGUCAGCUGCUUUACCUCCAUUGGAAAUAUGGAGAACAUGGGGAGCUAUGAGUUCCAAUCGGUCGGCCACUGUACAACUCAAUGCGAGGAGAUUAACGGGGUGUUUGCCGCGGUGCAAGCGGAGCUCUGUUACUGCGGAACUGCUGCUCUCGACAUCCAGGACAUGGCCUUGGCCGACGACGAUAGUGCUUGCAAUGCCGCAUGCCCCGGGUAUGCUGUUGAUACGUGUGGCGGGGAUGGUGUCUAUUCCCUGUGGGUUUCGCAAGAAUAUGCCUUGAGCCUAAAUGACGACGACGACGACGACAAUGGCGAUUAUGGGUAUGAUUAUGAAGAUGAGGAUAGUGACCUGGAUGGCGACGAGAAUGAGGACGGGGAGGAUUCCAACAAUGACUCUUACAGUGGCUGGAACAACACUUCCACUGCUGUCACAACCACCACUGCUUCCUCGACCACUGCGUUGAAUGCUGUGUCAACAUCGCCUAGUGUCAGUGGCCUCACUUCACCAACAAUUGCUUCGGUCAACCAAACCGCGACGGGCAGUGCUGCCAUCACCACGACUACUUCUACCUCGGGAGCCAGUCGCCGCUCUAGAAUUCUCUUCUUCUAAGGGUGCAGGGGAAGGACUGCGUCAGUUUAGUGGUAUAUUGAUAGCAAAAUAAAUAUAGCGUAGAAUCCUCUCUCAUUCGUGGAAGUUGGCUGACCGAGGAUGACGCGAUCUGCAGGCUGGAUGGCAUGCAAACCC